UAUGUGAACUGGCGGUUCCUGAGGGGCAUCGAGGCUCAGUUCCUGGCCCUGCAGAAAGGCUUUAAUGAGGUCAUCCCACAGCACCUACUCAAGGCGUUUGAUGAGAAAGAGUUGGAGCUUAUUGUGUGUGGACUCGGGAAGAUCGACAUCAACGACUGGAAGUCAAACACCCGUCUGAAGCACUGCACGCCUGAAAGUAACAUCGUGAAGUGGUUCUGGCAGGCCGUGGAGUCGUAUGAUGAGGAGAGGAGAGCCAGACUGCUGCAGUUUGUCACCGGCUCCUCCAGAGUCCCACUGCAAGGAUUCAAAGCCCUGCAAGGUGCUGCUGGACCACGUCUCUUCACCAUCCAUCAGAUCGAUGCCAGCACCAACAACCUGCCCAAAGCGCACACUUG
Messenger RNA from Sinocyclocheilus grahami, 395 nucleotides. Its product is annotated as E3 ubiquitin-protein ligase SMURF2. The record is from RefSeq and is a predicted model, not a curated record. Gene Ontology annotation, molecular function: ubiquitin protein ligase activity; SMAD binding. Gene Ontology annotation, biological process: proteasome-mediated ubiquitin-dependent protein catabolic process; protein ubiquitination; negative regulation of BMP signaling pathway. The transcript has 3 exons. The annotation marks the transcript as partial. Gene Ontology annotation, cellular component: cytoplasm. NCBI's taxonomy places the organism in Eukaryota, Metazoa, Chordata, Actinopteri, Cypriniformes, Cyprinidae.